GUUUCUUCUCCGUCCACCAUGAGUUAUGUCCUCAAAAGUUUGAAUAAAAAGAAGGACGUCGACAAUGCAAUCAAGACAUGCGAAGACAAAGUCCUGGUGAUGAGGUUUGGAAGAGAGACUGAUGGAGUUUGUCAACAACUGGAUGAUAUCCUGGCCAAGACCUCUCAUGAUUUGUCUCGUAUGGCUGACAUAUACAUUGUGGAUGUAGAUACAGUGCCAGUCUACACAAGAUACUUUGACAUCUCUCUGAUUCCAGCAACUGUGUUUUUCUUCAAUGGCCAACAUAUGAAAGUUGAUUAUGGAACUCCAGACCACACCAAGUUUAUUGGCAGCUUCAAAACCAAGCAGGAUUUUAUAGACCUGGUAGAGGUGAUCUUGAGAGGAGCUUUAAGAGGAAAACUGAUUGUGAACAGCCCCAUAGAUCCCCAAAAUGUUCCUAAGUACAAUCUUCUAUACAAAGACAUUUAAAAAUGAUUGUAAAUUUUUAUGAAUUUCCUGUCUGUACCUAUUCCAGCUUAACUUUUAUACAGUGGUUUACCAACCUUAACCAGCCCUAUCAAGAAAAUUGUUAGUAGCUCUGAAAUGCAGGAUCAGUGUAACCUUUGCCAUCGAAAAUAUUAUUGUUUAACCUUUUAUGUUUGUAUUAUGUAAGCAUUUUGUGCCAUUUUCCUACUUUGUCCUUUUUGCCCAUGAGCUAAUCAAGAAAUAGAUAGUUUUCGAACAAUAAGUUAUCUAUAAAAAACACCCCUGCCUCUACAAUUAAAAUAAAAGCUAGAAUCAGAAGU
Stylophora pistillata is the source of this 785-nucleotide messenger RNA. Its product is annotated as thioredoxin-like protein 4B. The record is from RefSeq and is a predicted model, not a curated record. Gene Ontology annotation, biological process: mRNA splicing, via spliceosome. Gene Ontology annotation, cellular component: U5 snRNP; U4/U6 x U5 tri-snRNP complex; spliceosomal complex. NCBI's taxonomy places the organism in Eukaryota, Metazoa, Cnidaria, Anthozoa, Scleractinia, Pocilloporidae.